CCCGCCGCUAGAUCCGCUGCUGCUGCCUCGGCGGGCCGACCUGCAGGCGGCGGCGGCGGCGGCGGCGGCGGCGGCCGAGGCCGAGGGAAGAUGGCGGACGGCGUGGACCACAUAGACAUCUACGCGGAUGUGGGCGAAGAGUUCAACCAGGAAGCAGAAUAUGGUGGGCAUGAUCAGAUAGAUUUGUACGAUGAUGUCAUCUCUCCAUCUGCAAAUAAUGGCGAUGCCCCAGAAGACCGGGACUACAUGGAUACUCUUCCACCAACUGUUGGUGAUGAUGUGGGAAAAGGUGCAGCGCCAAAUGUUGUCUACACUUACACUGGAAAGAGAAUUGCAUUAUAUAUUGGAAAUCUAACAUGGUGGACAACAGAUGAGGACUUAACUGAAGCAGUUCAUUCUUUGGGAGUAAAUGAUAUUUUGGAGAUAAAAUUUUUUGAAAAUCGGGCAAAUGGACAAUCAAAGGGAUUUGCCCUUGUUGGUGUUGGAUCUGAAGCAUCUUCCAAAAAGUUAAUGGAUCUGUUGCCUAAAAGGGAACUUCAUGGUCAGAAUCCUGUCGUGACUCCAUGCAAUAAGCAAUUCCUGAGUCAGUUUGAGAUGCAGUCGAGGAAAACUACACAAUCAGGACAAAUGUCUGGGGAAGGUAAAGCUGGUCCUCCAGGAGGCAGUUCACGUGCAGCAUUUCCACAAGGUGGUAGAGGACGGGGCCGUUUUCCAGGGGCUGUUCCCGGUGGGGACAGAUUUCCUGGGCCAGCAGGACCAGGAGGGCCACCUCCACCUUUCCCAGGAAAUUUGAUCAAGCAUCUUGUUAAAGGAACUCGGCCUUUGUUCCUGGAAACUAGGAUUCCAUGGCAUAUGGGGCACAGCAUAGAGGAAAUACCCAUUUUUGGCCUAAAAGCUGGACAGACUCCACCCCGUCCACCUUUGGGCCCUCCAGGCCCACCUGGUCCACCAGGUCCUCCACCUCCUGGUCAGGUCCUGCCACCUCCUCUAGCAGGACCUCCCAAUCGAGGAGACCGCCCUCCACCACCAGUUCUUUUUCCUGGACAACCUUUUGGGCAACCUCCGUUGGGUCCACUUCCUCCUGGGCCUCCACCUCCAGUUCCAGGCUACGGCCCUCCUCCUGGUCCACCGCCUCCACAGCAGGGACCACCUCCACCUCCAGGCCCCUUUCCACCUCGACCACCAGGUCCACUCGGGCCUCCCCUCACUCUUGCUCCUCCUCCACAUCUUCCGGGACCACCUCCAGGUGCCCCACCACCAGCUCCACAUGUGAAUCCUGCUUUUUUUCCUCCACCAACUAAUAGUGGCAUGCCAACAUCAGAUAGUCGAGGUCCACCACCAACCGACCCAUAUGGCCGACCUCCACCAUAUGAUAGGGGUGACUAUGGUCCUCCUGGGAGGGAAAUGGAUACUGCAAGAACACCAUUGAGUGAAGCUGAGUUUGAAGAAAUCAUGAAUAGAAAUCGGGCCAUCUCAAGCAGUGCUAUUUCAAGAGCUGUGUCUGAUGCCAGUGCUGGUGAUUAUGGGAGUGCUAUUGAAACAUUGGUAACAGCAAUUUCUUUAAUUAAACAAUCCAAAGUAUCUGCCGAUGAUCGUUGCAAAGUUCUUAUUAGUUCUUUGCAAGAUUGCCUUCAUGGAAUUGAGUCCAAGUCCUAUGGCUCUGGAUCAAGAAGACGUGAACGAUCAAGAGAAAGGGACCAUAGUAGAUCACGGGAAAAGAGUCGGCGUCAUAAAUCUCGGAGUAGAGAUCGCCAUGAUGAUUAUUACAGAGAGAGAAGCAGAGAGCGAGAGAGACACAGGGAUCGGGAUCGGGACCGGGACCGGGAGCGUGACCGAGAGCGAGAAUACCGUCAUCGUUAGAAGUAAAUAUACCUACAUUUUAAGUGGUCCAAGUACUUGUUCUGAUUUAAUCUUCUGGAAACAUCUGAAAACAGGUAAGCCAUCACAGGUAAAAAAUUUUGACCUUUUUUCCCUUGAAUAUUGUAUUCUGUGACUUUUAGAUUUCAGAUUGUUUGUGGUCUUAAAGCAAGAAAAAUAAUCAAGAGGACUCAUUGUGUACUUCUAAAAUUUACAAAUUGGGAUUCUUGUAAUCACAUUCAUUGUUUGCAUGUGAUUUAAAAUAUUUAUAAACACCUGGGGGUUGUCUCAGAUAUGAAUAGUAUGUGCUUGGAUUUUUUAAAAAUGAAGUUUCUAUUCUUUCUCCUUUGAACUAACUUGAUUUGUCCCUGAAACUUUUUAAGAAAAUCUAACACUAUAAUAGGUUAUACUACAAAAAGAUGUUUUCCAGCAUUGACAAGAACUUUUUUCCCUUUAAAAAACUACUUUUUAGAAAAAAAAAAUUCUGGUAUUUGAUUUAUUAUUUUUUUUUAAGGAGUAUUAUUAUCUUUUUAAUUUGCAAAGAAGGUGUGCAGUGGGUUCAGGGUACAUAUCUAAAAACGUUAAAUUGUGCCAAGCCAUACAUCCCAAGUUAGAAAUAACUGGAAAUAAUUUUCUUUGAUGUUUCAUUCAUAAGCCAUAAUCAUUGUCUUUUUUUCUGUAUUUUAAAAAUUUGUGUACAUUUUUUUUCAUAAAGUAGAAUGAGUUGUCUGUUUAUGCUUCAUUUUUCCAUGUAAUUUUAUUUUAUAUUUGUGAACAGUGUUUACUCAUGAAGAGUGGGGAAGGAGCACUGGGAAUCUUUCGCAUGUGACAGGUUCUUCUAUAAACUCCUUUGCUCCAUAUAUUGAUGGCAUAUUUCAAUUAAUUAGGCUUAAAACAAAUCCUCUAUACGGAAAUACUUCAGAACCUUAUUGAAAAUCCUGUCCUAAAAAUUGUUAAUAUUUAAAUUGUAAUUGGCUUUAUUGUGUAUGUAAUUUUAUGACAGCAGUUUUAAACAUCACACACACACACACACACACACACACACACACACACACACACACACACACACGCAGGAACAAAAGGUGUCUAUUUUUUUUUUUUUUUGGUUUUUCAAGACAGGGUUUCUCUGUAGCUUUGCACCUUUCCUGGAACUCACUCUGUAGCCCAGGCCGGCCUCGAACUCACAGAGAUCCACCUGCCUCUGCCUCCCAAGUGCUGGGAUUAAAGGCGUGCGCCACUACCGCCCAGCCUCUGUCUAAUUUUUGUGGAACAUAAGAGUUAUCACUCUUGCUGUUUAAGGGCUUUUUAAGUGAGAAAGCCUAUUUUAAUACUUUGUCUUACAUUUGAAUAUGUCCUUGAAUAUUUAUCAUAACAUUUUUAUUAGUUCUAUGUUGUAUUAAAAUUUUUAAUUCUCAAAACAUUUAUAUACUAGUUUUAAAAUUAUUAAAAUUGGCACUGUUUGAAUAUAAAAAUUGAGCGUUGUAUCAUAAAAUCUAAACUAAAUUUUAAAUGAAGUUUUUUUAUUCCUAGUAAAGAUCCCUUAAGAUGGAUUCUGGCCAGGCUAUUACUUGAAAUGUCUAAUUCUCUGUCAUUUGAUAAGGUACAGGGUCUACAAGCUGUAUUUAUUUAUUUAUUUUAAACUUUACAUUUUACCAACUGUCUUACAGUUACCAAAGAUAUGAUAGAGAAACUUGGAUACAUUUUCAUUAAUUCAGUGUGUCCAUCAAGGGGCCUCUAACCCAAUUCACAUGUAGAGUUAAUUAGUAGCAGUUUUCUUCUGAGUCUUCAUAAAAUGAAUUCAGUAAACCAAGUAUGUUCCUUUUGAAAAGUUCAUUGUUAAUUUUCACAUACUUUGAAUUUAUACUCCAGUCAAGAGUAUACACCUAAAUAUAUCAUGAUUUGAGUUCUAUGUCUUUCAAACAUUUAACUACAAUUUCCUAGUGUGCAGUUGUUGACGUUUUUUGCAAUUAAUGAUGUACCAUACCCCAAAUCCCAUGUUUUGUUUGUACAUUAAUCAGAAUUGAGUUGUAAUAUUGUUGUGUGCCUUCAUCCAAGCAAAAUUUUACAAAAGUCUUUCCAGUAGUGGGUGGGGGGAGAUGUCUUCCUGGAUUAUUGUACCUUUGCUAUAUGCCAAGCAGUAUUUAUUGUGGAAGUAGAUGUAAGAGGGUGGGGGUUGGGAUUAAAUACAUAUAUUUGAGUGCAAACCUAUUUGCAAAUUUUAUUACCUUAUAAGGUCUGUUGACCUCUUUAGAAGUUUUUAAAUAUGAGUCCUUUUGAACUUUCAUGUAAACCUUAAAUGGAAUAAGAAGUGCUUCAACAAUAAAGUAAAUAUCAGUCUUUGUGUAAGUUAAUAAUGUACUACACUGUUGAGUGAUGAUGGUGGGUAAAGGGCAGGCUCUGGAAACUUGAUGUUGGCAGCUGUUAAUGUCUGUCCCAUCCUAAGUUUUUUUUGUGUUUGAACUGUUGGGUAAUGUUAAUUGCAUUCUCAUUUGAAAAAUGUAUUAGUUUUUCUAAUAGCAUUCCAUAUCCAAGUUCAAAAGGUAAUAAUACUUCAAUGAGAAAAACAACAGUUUUGUAAAUUUCAGUGUAAAUGCAUUGUGCUUCGUAUUCUGUAAUUUUUGCCUCUAUUCUCAGACCACUCUGAGCAAAAUAAAAGGUGUAAGGUUGUGUUCUUACCGAAAUAAUGUUACUGUUACAGUUAUAGUGGAGUUCCUUUUUUAGACUGGUCAUCUAACUGCUUGUUUAGAAUAGCCCUGCUCAGGAGUUUGUGUACUGAAGAAUAAUGAAAGGGAAUGUUCUUCCUAGAUGCUUUUUAUUCAGGCUUCUCUUUCUAAUUGAUGAGAUUUACCAUGUUCUCAAAUGAUUACAUUUCUUUACUAAGUACUGUGUUUGGAGUCUGGGUUAAUAAGUAACUGUAAGAGUAUGGCUAUGUGGUUACUUCUGGCAUAAAUGUCAUGAACUUGAGUUUAAUUACUUUAGGAUACUUUGUGUUGCUUAUUAGAUUGUUAAUAGCUUUGUGUUAAUUUGGGUGAAAGCCCAAAGAAAACAUUUCUUUUAUAUUCAAGAUGUUUCAUCUUCUUAGGAGUGUUACGUUGAUUUUUUUUUUUUUUGGUGAAAAUUCUUUUCAUUGCUUGGUGAAUGGUAACUGACUGUUAACAAGAUUUUAAAAUUAUUUCUAAAACUCCUAGGUCAUUUGUUACCUGCCUAGUAUUCCCAGCCCUGUUUUCCCAUAUAUCUCAACUGCUGUGCUUUAUCUUGAUAUGCUGGCUCUUAUUUCUCCUCUGAUUUCUUAUAUUUGUAGUAUUUGAAAAAUCUGUCUGCUACACAGUGUCUUACUUGAAGUGACAAGAGAGGGUAGGAAGUGAUCCCUUGGAUGUAUGUGUAGUGUGUUUUGCUCACUGUGGUUUAAGAAUAUAGUUUUGUUUAUAAAUAAUUGAUGUUUGUCUUGAAGAAAUUGAAUGCUGAUGUGAGUCACCUUGCUCUCACCUUCAUCUCAGUGUGAAAUUCCUACCAUUGUUGAGUUUUUAGAGUGGAUUGUUUUGAAUAAGUAUUUGUUUUAAAUGAAUAUUCAGUAAGAGAAGAGUGCCAUUCAUGUUAUCCAAAUUAAUGUUUUUGCUUUCUGUGGUUAACAAGUUCUAACUUUUGAUAGUAGGUGAAUUCUAAAUAGCAACUUAUUUUGAAAUGUCCCUAUCCUUUGGGUAUCUCUUUUUGACCAAAGCCUAUUUUCUUUCUUUUUCUUUUUUUGUGAUGGAGCUUCUUUCCACCAUGUAGUCAGAUGCAUAGAACACCUAAUUGUGUAUUUUACAGAGUAGUAAAAUGCUUUAGUUGAAAUGGGGUAAGUAUGAUGUUCAGCGAAAAACAGGAAAAUAUAAACUGUUUGGUAGCUAGAAACUUUUUGUGAACAUCUGUAAUAAACAAUUGUUUUUUAUGUACAGUGUUCUAGUCAAUAUAAGGAGAAACUUCAGAUAAGUUUAGAUGCUUCUAUUGCCUACCUCAUCCCCAUUCCUCAUUAAGGAGAAAUUUUCAGAUACAGAAGGUUAAAUCUUACCUAUUUAAAAGUGUUAUCUUUCUCAUUAUGUGAGGAUCCUUUUUAAUUCAGCACAUUAAUACGAAAACCUGUAAGAGCUGGGUGUGGUAGUGCACACCUGUGAACUCAGCACCUUAAGAGACAAUGCAGGCCAGCUUGGUUUACAUGUGGAGUUUCAGGCUAGCCAGGCCUCUAUACUAAGACCCUGUUUCAGAAAUAAAAACAAACAGGCAAUAUAAAGACUUAGAAGAAUCCUAUCAAAUAUUCACUUAAAAGAUAAAAUUUUCCAUGAGUUUCAAAAUACAGAUAAUACCAAGUUUGCAUAUCUAAGUCACACUCAAUUUGAGUUGUUAAGUAAUGGUUUGAUAGUACGUUAUCUCAGAAUGUAGGUCUUUUGCUCUGUAUUGAAACAUACUGCUUGCUUUAGCUUGCAGAUUUUAGAGCUGUAGUUCAUUGUCUUAGUUCAUUUAACAGCUGUUUACAUAGGUUCCUUUUAUAACUGACAGCUAAAGCAAAUAAUUGUGUGCCUUUCACAGUACAGAGUUGAUCAAAUGCUAUUUUGAACAUAUGGGCAUUGAAUGUAUUUGUCACUUCGAACCUUUUUGAUAUAUUUGUUUAUGUAGAUGUCUAUUUAGACAUUUGAGACUAUAAUAUGGAAUUGGAUUAUUGGAAAUGGGUUGUAUUGCCUUCAAAUUUUGCUUCCGUUUGAGAUUGUAAAAUUUGUGUUUAUGUAAAGUGUUUAGAACUAGAAAUAAAAGUUUCUAGACUAUUCCCUAAAUUUUCUGUCUGUAUGGUGAAAUUUUAAGAUUUAUUAAUUAGACCUAUCUAUAAAAUAUAAUGUAGCAAAAGACGAGUUUAUUAGUCCUGCACAACGAUGUGUAUUGUGACCUCACAAACAAGAUUUCCUGUAUAAAAGUAGUAAAGUUUCCUUUAAGGUCAUGGUAAUAUGUACCCUGUGGCUUUUUGAAAGAUUGAUUUUCUUUCUUUUUUUUCCCCCCAACCCCCACGCUGUGACUUUAAAUAAUUUUUCUCUCAGUGAUUCAUCCUUCAUCCUUUACAACACAGCAAAAGUAUUAAGAAAGAUAGCAUUCCUUUUUUUAGUAGGAUUUAUGAAUUUCCCUGCAAUCUUUUUAGUAGCUUAAAACGUGCUUUGUUUUUUUCUAGUGCCUUAUUGUUUUUAAAAUUCACUAGUGCUGAGAGUGUCAUGUUCAGUAAGUCAUAGGCUUUAGCAUGUGUGAAGUCAUGGAUUCAUUCUCAGCAUCAACUCCAGAAAACAAACAAAAUCCUACCAGAAUUGUAACCUGCAAAAUAAAAUGUUGGAAAACAGACAUUUAUAGGUUCUUUUCUGUUAAAUAAUUCCUCUGUGUGAACCGCAUCAACAGAACAGAAAAGUGAAAGUAGAGAAGGUGAUACUAUAAAUAGCUCAGCUGUCCCUUCAACAGUUCCGAUGUCUGGAGAGCAUUUAGAUGAGAAAAACCCUUUCCUCUGUACUUUUAAGAUUGAAGUUUUUAUUAGGAAGUAUGAAUAUGUGUAUGUAUACUGAUACUCUUUAAGAUUCUCCCAAAGAAAAUUGAACACAAAAUUUACAGUUGUCACAAAAUUACUUUAGUUAUAAAGCAAAGGAUCUUUUAAAACUUUUAUGACUGAAUGCCAUUAAACACUGUAUGCUUUUGAAAAAUAUUAAAGUACCCACUUAGUAUUUCUAUUUUAAAUAUUUGAUAUUCAGUAAUCAUUUUUUAAAUUAAUGUUCUGUUUUGGAUUUACAUAUAUAUGUUACAUAUAUAUAUACCUGAGACUAUAGUAUCAAUUUUAUUGAUGGCUUCCCCCUUCCAUCUUUAUGUGAGUUUUCAAUUGAAUUUAUCAUUGUAGAUUCCCAUUAAUUUGUGUUUGGUUAGUUGAUAGAGGUGAAAUAGAAUGAAGGUAAUGUCUCAGAUUUGUAUUAUGUCUAAAGAUUUGUAUGUGGAUGUCACAUUUAAUGUCCAUACUGAGGUGUUAUUUAUGAAUUUUGUAACAUGGAACACCAUUGAUUUAUAACAGAUUGGCAGAAGUUAAUGUAUGCUGUCAAAUACAGUUAAUUUGUAAAUUUCAUUGCAUUUUAUAUUCAGUUCAGCAUUUGUUAUAUGAAUUGAUGUGUGGUUGAAUGAAAAAUAGCUACAUUCAAAUCCAAGCAUUUUCCCAUUUAUUUUGUAGUGUGCAUAUUUUAGAAAAUGAUUUAUGACUGUUCUCAUCAUCACAGAAACAGUAGCUGCUGUAUUUUCAUUUGUUACUGUAAUUUUUUUCUUUUGAAAAUUCACAUACAUUGUACAAAAGAAUGGUCUUCAUAUGGCAAUCACUGAAUAUCAAAGGUAGUAAUAUGUAAGAAGAAUGAAAUGAGAAUUUCUCAUUUUGAAUUUGUGAAUUAGGAGUAUUUCUCCACCAUGCAAGCAGCUACUGUUUGAGUUCCUUUUUAUUUUGUGUUAGAAUACCUAACAGUGAGUAGAUGCACGACUUGUGUAUGUAUAGCUAAGCCAACAUUUUUCUGUGUAUUCUGGGGAAUAGCAAAACCUACAUCACCAAUUUUGACACAUUACAGCUGAAGGAAGAGGAACACCUUCCAAGACAGACAGUCUUCAUGGGAAAGUGACGCUUGUCCAGCAGUUUGCUUCUUGUGAUUGAACUGAACCUGUAAGGAUUCAUGGAUAAACUGAACAGGAAUAGAUCUGAAUAAAGCAAAUCUGCAUAAAUGGUAACCAGUAGCUCUACUUUUAUUUUUUUAUGUUGCUUAACUGUUUUAUUUGAAGGAAACCUGUGUGAUUUAAAAAGUUAAUAGCUUUUGCAACUUUAUUACUGGUUAUAUAUAUUUGGCCAUUAUAAUGUGCAAGCAAUUGGAAAAAAUUCAAGUAAAUGCUUGUUUUUAUAGUAGUUUGUUCUUGUUAAAAAUGUUGAUAUGAUAAUGUCUGUAAACAGCACCACUUUGAUUACAAUAGAUGUAGUGUUGUAAUAAACUGUUGAAUGGGGCUGAUGUGUAAAGCUGUUCAAGUUAUUUGAUGUUUACACCUCAGGGAAAGUCUUGUGUUCAGCAAUAUCUAAAGAUAAUGUUACUAUGACAACAUUUUUACUGUCCUUUAAAAAAGCAUUGCAAUAGGGUGUUUGGAUAUGCAUCAAUCUAAUCUUGCGUUCAGUGAAUUAAACAUAACCAAUUAAGUGUCUCUUGCCCUUGAUUUUGAUAUUAGAAUAGGUGAUUACAUGGAUAUUUAAUAUUUCUAUAUUCUGCUUUUCUAGCUGUUUUUACCUAGUUAGCUUUUGAUUUUGCUGAAUGGUAUGUAAACUUGUAAAAACUGAAAUUUGGCAGAUAGAACAAUCCAGUCAAUGUGUUAGGGGGUCAAAAAAUUUGAGGUUGUAACAUUUUUGGUAAAGACUCAUGUAUUUGCUACAGUAGUGCAGCUUAAUUACACCCCAGAUAUUCUGAAACAAUUAAGUGUGAACUGCUAGCAUUAAGAGAGAUUUUGAUAAUUCUGAUUUGAUACAGUAAUUUACUGUUUCAUGCUGAUGGUGCCAUAGGCAGUGUAAAUACAGCCAUACAGCAGAUAAAUGUGAGUAAAGAAAGCCCUAGUAUUCUACUUGACAGAGAGUCUGAAGGGUCUGAUGUUUAUUAACAUUGGGUUGUGUUCUUCAGUGUGAGUAAUACAUCCUUUAUUCAUGGUUCAAGGAAUUCUAUGUAUAUUUCUGUAACCUUGUUGAUUUAUGCUUGAUUAGAGUUAGUUAACCAGUUGGUUUUUUUUUAAUAAAAAGCCAGCCUUAAUAAAAGGCUGUAUGAAAAGCACCUGGCUAGCAUGUGUUCUGCAAAAUUAGCAGAGGCAGACUGUCAACUUGAUUACCUAUUUUUAUAGGAAGUUUAAAACCUGAAUUACUAAGGAAAUUUGAGAUAAAAUCAAAUUUUAAGCUAAUUUGUUUUAAAUAUAUUUUAAAGAUCUUACUACUUAUGAGAGAUCUGGGGAUAGUAUGCAUUGGCUUUUAAAGUUUGUCUAAAUUUAAGGGCAAUGCUUAAGGUAUUUAUGUACCAUAGAUAGAGAUAAUGUGCAGCUCAAGAUUUGCACUGUUUUUCAGUUUCAUUUUGUCUGCUUUUAAAGUACUUAACAUUUAGUUUGAAAAUACCCUUACCACUGCCAGUUCAUUUAAAAACAUUUUGUGAGCAGAGUAUUUUUGCAAGAGAUCAUUGGUGUUUAUCAGAACUAACUGUUAGCUCUCAGAAAUGAUUUUUCUUAGGUGUUUAAUCUUGUUAAAAUGCAAGUUGCCUUUUAAUUUGAGAGUUGUAUCAAAAUCUAUUUUCUUGUUUUGUGUAUAGGUAUUGUAAGUUUUUGUGAUUUUUUUUUUUGUUAGCUUUUUUUAAUAGUCUAAUUAUAAUGCCCUAAUGUGAAGACAUUUGGACAUACAUAUGUUUACAAGGGAAAUUAGUUAAUAGUAAGAUUAAAAGGUAAGUAAAAUGUCCAUGAGAUAAAUUUUCUCUGAACACUUUUAAAAUGGAAUCACAAAUACAUAUACUUGAAAUGAAACUGGAGAUUUUGUACUAAUUUUAAUCCUUCACUCCCUUUUCUGUUUUUAAUCAGUGGAACCCUUUAAUUGCUCCCUUUAUGUCGCCCUUCUCCUUGCUUGGCUUAUCUCAUUAAGUGACUUUGGUGGCAGGCAGUGUGAGUGUACUCGAGUUGUUUGCUGCUGCAGUCAGUUAUUUUAAGUGUUGUCAGGAAGAAACAAAUAAAAGAACUUCAGUUUGACUUAUUUUGCAAAGUCUCCUACCUAAUAACACAUGAAUGUAUAGCAGUAAAAGUCAAAGUUACAAACAUUUUAUUUGUCAAAGCCCUUGUGUUGUUUAGGAGCCGGUGUUAUUUGAAAACUUGUUUUUAAUGUGUAAAAAACAAUCCAAAGAGAUAAAUCUUUGCAAAGACACCAAAUAAAUAAACAAACAAACAAAUAAAUAAAUAAGCAGAGGAAAGAAAGAGUAGGGGGAGGAGUGCGGGAGUCUUAGAAAUUAGAAUUCCUGUAGUGGUGAUGAAAGGAAGCUUGCCUUUCCCCUGAAUGCUAGCAUUGACCAGUGCUGCGCAGUCACAGUCCUUACCACUGGCAGCACAGGUAGAGAGGCGUGGUGAAGCACCCACAGGGUAGUAUUUCUCCUGGAGCAGCACUUUGAAUUCAUUAUACUGCUUUGAAGUAAAGGAAAUAGGUUUGUAGAAACAAUAUUUCAGUGUCAAUUUACAAGUGUUUGUUUUGUCAGUUUUCAGCAAGAUUUCAAGUAACUUGCCAUAGCUAUUGAUCAUGUAUGUUAGCCCGUUUAAUGGCUCCUUUACCUAGAAUAUUCUUAAGCAAUUAACUACAAUUUGGAAUUCACAAAUAAUGUGUAGCUUAAGAUAUUAUUUUCAUUUGAUUCUCCUAUGGAGAAUGUUGCUUUAGUAAAGUCAGUUCUAAAAAUAAACAUGGAGGUUUUAAUGAGCAUUAUGUAACAUUUUAUGGUGAAGGGGAAUAGUUGAAAAGGGUAAGACUGUUUCCCUGUGUGUUGAAAUGUGCCAAUAACCUAAGUACAUUCUGUUUCAUACAAUGAGAUGCUACUGCAAGGCUCUUCUGUUGGCGUGCUCUGGCAUUUUAGCUGUUACCCAGAUGGUCAUUGCAUUAUGUGUAUCUUACAAGUCCCAGGGUUGGGCUUUAAGCUUCAGCUUAAGUUAUUUUAAGAGGAAGUUUGUUCUGAUUCUUUCCUGAGAGUACAGUGUUGAGAUUCUUGCUAUUGCAUAGAUAAUGAGUUUUCAGUUUAUUCAUGAAGUUCAUUUGCAUCCCAUAGCCCUCUGUAAAUGUUUCCUCCAGUUGUUUGUACUUUCCAAAUGCACGCUUACUCAUUGUACAUAUUAGACAUUUUUUGUGCUAAAGUAUAUUAAGUAGGAGUUUUGUAGCAAAGCCUUCUAUUUUUAUGUUCUUAUAGUGUAUGUGUUAACAUUAAUCUUCAGUUUGAACACUGGUGUAUUUAUUUUUUAGCAACUUGACUCCUGGAAGCCUUAGACUAAUUUUUAAAUAAACAUUCAACCAAAAAUUAAGAAUUUAUUGAGAUGUGGCCUUAUAUAUGGUAUUUCUUGUGUUCAUAAUGUGAUUUUUUUUUUAAAUUUAGAUUUUAUUUAAAUCAAGAUUUAGAAUUAGUUUCAUUUUCAGUCAAAAUAGAAAAUGUAUUAAGCGUCUAGGCUUCUGGGAGGAAGUUCUUAUAUUCUUCUUUCUUGGCAUUAGAAAGAAGCAAUAUGAAUUUAUGAAUAUUCAAAAUAUUCAGGCCAUUGUGUUAUAUUCAGAUUGGUUUAGGUUGGUUUUAACCCAGUGUUUCUUUAAAGUUCCAGGUUGUUGGCAUUCUUUGAGUAUACAGCUACUAUGGUUUUAUAUGGGAUGUAUGAACUCUUGGUUACAUAUAGCCAGAUUUCAGUGUUUUAAAGACUUCCUGUUCCAUUAGUUAUAUUGUAAUGGGAGGCUUUUAAAAUAUUAGGUAAAGUUUAAUUGAAGUCACGCAAAUCUUGAAUGGUAUCUGGAUAGGAAAUACUAUGAGGAGUUUUUCACCUUUAAAACUCCACCAUGGGAGGAAUUACAGUCACUUCAUAAUUGGACAGACUCUUCAUUUUAGUAAAAACAUUUCAUUUCGAAGGUGUAUUUUUUGCCACACUGUUAUACGUAACACUUCUCAGCAUUUCUGUAUGCAAAUUAUUUUAAAAUACAGUGAUAAAUUCAUGUUUGUUUAUUUUUUUUUUUUUUUUACCUUGGAAAUUGUAGUACUCAGGUGGUAUUUAAUGGAAAAUGAUCCUUUGGGGUGAAUCAUAAUGUAUUUUGAGGACUGCCUCUAUAAUAACAUUUAUGACUUUAGCCUUAAAAAGGUCUAUUAUUUCUUCCUUUGCAUCCCAUGGUAUAUUAGCAAAGUAGUUUACAGCCCAGCACAGCCUUACAAAGUUGUUUUACAAUUUUUAAUGGAAAGCCCUUAACAACAACAAAAAAUUGUAUCAUAUUACAACACCCAUGAAAUUAUUGGAUAAUCAUCCUUUGUAAAUAAGCUGUCUAAUAUCAGAAGGCCAAAGAAAGUCUUGAGAUUUUAGCUAUUGACUAUGGUGUGGUGACUUCAUAAGAUUUCUGUGCAAAAGGUAAGGUGAUAUUCCAUCAAGUAGGCAUCCUUUUGAUGUCCAUGAAAACUAGACUUCCAUAUUAGCUUCUUUCAAAAGGCUCAUUCCCAUUUUAUUAAAAUGUUUGUACUUGCAAUUUUGUGUUUAAUGUUUACUUUGUCUUUUCUUUCUUUAGCAUUUAGGUGACUGUUCAGCAGUUUGCUAUAUGGUCAUUGUUGGCCUUAAACUGCACUAGUAACAAGCAUGGUAUUUAUCUUGUAUUGAAAAUAAAAACAAAGUUUUGAUAA
This is a messenger RNA of Peromyscus californicus insignis, 13280 nucleotides long. It is a transcript of the gene Cpsf6, whose product is annotated as cleavage and polyadenylation specific factor 6. The coding region runs from base 91 to 1860 and encodes 589 amino acids. The transcript is spliced from 11 exons. Lineage: Eukaryota; Metazoa; Chordata; Mammalia; Rodentia; Cricetidae. Gene Ontology annotation, molecular function: mRNA binding. The record is from RefSeq and is a predicted model, not a curated record. Gene Ontology annotation, biological process: mRNA alternative polyadenylation. Gene Ontology annotation, cellular component: mRNA cleavage and polyadenylation specificity factor complex.